AUGCCGUUAUUUAGACCUAGGCCUAAACACUCUGUCCGUCCUGGAGAUGAGCUGGCUAGUAGCCAUGUCUAUCAGGCGGAACAGGACAAGGGGACAGCCUCCCAGGAUGCGGGUGAUCUUGGAUAUUCCUUGGUAGCUGGAAGCAAUGCCUUUGUGGGCUUGAACCAGGUUCUUCAAAACGAAGAUGAAUUUCAAGUGAUUACGGCUGCCCAUAACCGUCCUCGUUUCCUAUCUUCUGCGCUUGAAAGGAACAUACGCGACCUUACUUCGAAGCUGCCACCUAGACCUAUCAUUGAAGAGCUCUCUGCCAUCUUCUUCGAUGAAGUUAACUGGCAUUACUUUAUUCUGGAACGAUUCUACUUCGAUGACAUGCUCUCACGCUGGCAAGCCCCUGUAAAGGAGCACCCUAAAUAUCUAAAGCCUGAUAGUUUUUCACUGGAACUGCAGUACUUUCCUGCUGUGAUAUUCCAGGUCUUGGCUGUUACUUUACAGUUUUUGCCGUCUGACGCGCCCGUUUUGAGUCGAUUGCCGCUAACGUCCUCGCAAUCAUAUAGUAACAUGGGCGACAAAAUAGUGACAUUAUUAGGAAGACAACAUGGCGUUCUCACUGCAGUUCAGGCAGAUUUUCUUCGAACGUCUUGGCUGAAAAACUUUGGCAGAGGUAUAGAGUCCUGGCAUAGUGUUGGAAAUGCGAUUAGGCAAGCACAAGAACUCGGCUUGCAUCGGCAUAGAGAGAUCCAGCAAACGGGCCCGAACAGUAUAGACGAAACGCUGAGCAUGUUCUGGUAUGAAGAGUAUAAGAAACGUAUAUGGCUCAAUUUGUUUGUUUGGGAUAGUCUUAUGGCUAUGAUUCUUGGUCGUCCUCGAGCGAUCAAUGCAGAUGACUGUGAUGCGAAACCACCGAUCGACUGCAACAUUCCCCGGGAACCUUCCAAGACAGUGCCCAUGACGCUACAGCCUGGCGAGAGUCAUAACGGCCCUACGACGGUCUCGGCGUCCUUGUUCCGAUAUGCGCUUGCAAAGAAGGUUCAUGAGAUGCGAGCACUAAAGGCAGACAAGGCCCAUCCUAAAGACUAUUCUGUCGUUCGAACGCUUCACGACCAGGUAAUUUCGUUAAUGGAUAACGUGCCACCUUUCCUCCGACCCAAGAACCCGGACACUUCCUGGGAUUCGGAGUACCCGUACCUGCCUCAACAGCGUGAGGAGAUCUUGAUCAUGGCGAAUCUUUUCCUCAUGACAUUGCAUCGGCCACAUAUUCUCGCCAAUUCUGAGAGUCGAAAGGCUGCCUUGCAGGCUGCCCUUGCUACAUUGGAAUCCCAGCAGCGCUUUUUCGGACAGAUUAGCAAACAUCACUAUAAGUUAUUUGGACUUGCGUUUUAUACCAUAGAUGCUUCCAUUCUUCUCUCCAUUAUUAUGUCGGUACACCCACCGCGAAGCUCCGAAGCUGAAAAGUAUGUCGAUCACAUUCUACAGCAAGCUAUGGAGAGACUAUCUCAUAUCCAGGCCUACAAUGCAAUAGCCAAAUCGGGACUGGACAUUCUCCAACGUUGCUAUCAUAAGCUCAAGGGGGUCACUGAAUCUAUCAGUGAUACUUCAGGAAUGAUGUCUGCCUCACGUUCACAUUCACCCCCGAGAUCAGGAUUGCGAGACAUCAGACGGGAGUUGAUGAUUGGGCCCCAGGAAGGUUCCCAAUGCGACCCAUAUUUGUCCACCGGGGAUGUUGAUUUUGAUUUGCCUACGCUAGAAUUCCCUGUUAUAACAAACACGUUUGAUCAGGCCUUCUGGCUGGAGCAGUUGGAUCAGAUCCAGUCUUUCCCUUCGAAUCUCUCUGACCCCGACAUGAUUUGGGAGUCUGUUAUAUAAUCAGAUAUUGUUGAAGACUACACUUGCUAAAUUUGGAGAAAAUAUUCCUUCUCUUCUUUGUAUCGUUAGCACUUUCUUCUUGACGAAAUAAAAUGUGUCGUGCGUUGAGGUCGGCCGAACCCUUUCCAUGACAUCAUAGUGUCC
Molecule: messenger RNA, 2007 nt
Organism: Monascus purpureus
Lineage: Eukaryota; Fungi; Ascomycota; Eurotiomycetes; Eurotiales; Aspergillaceae
Source: the annotation of a GenBank genome assembly